AUGGCAUCUCUCCUCCUACGCGUGGCACAGCCAAGUGUGUCCUUCACCUGCCGUAGAACUGCUCAUCGAACAUUCUCUUCAGCCAUGGCUCAGCGACGCAUUGCGAACCCCGCCCUCUUUAUCUGCGAUCUUCAAGAGAAGUUCCGUCCUGCUAUAUAUGAAUUCCCCAAAGUCGUUUCGACUGCACAGAAGCUGCUCAAAGCAAGCAAAUUACUGAACAUUCCCGUAUUCGCAACAACCCAGAACAGAGCGCGAUUGGGCGAGACAUGUCCGGAGCUGAAGUUGGAUCAGCCCGAUGGCAUCAAGACAGUCUGUCAUCUUGACAAGACACUCUUUUCUAUGAUAACACCAGAAGUCAAGCAAGCCCUCGACUCACUCAAUGCCUCCGGUCCACUCUCCUGUAUCAUCGUCGGCAUCGAAAGCCACAUUUGCGUCACCCAGACCACACUCGAUCUCCUCCGAUCCGGACACAAAGUAUAUGUCAUUGCUGAUGGCGUAAGCUCCUGCAACAAGGAGGAGGUGCCCGUCGCUUUGGCGAGGCUGAGGCAUGAAGGUGCCGUGGUCACUACGAGCGAGAGCUUCAUGUAUGAAUUUGUUGGAGAUGCAGGAACGCCUGAGUUCAAGGAGAUCAUCAAGGUGGUCAAGGAGACGUCGCAGAGCACAAAGGAGGCAAUGCAGACACUCUGCAAGAUCUAG
Messenger RNA from Alternaria alternata, 696 nucleotides. RefSeq names its product isochorismatase domain-containing protein 2A, mitochondrial precursor. The record is from RefSeq and is a predicted model, not a curated record. The transcript is spliced from 6 exons. NCBI's taxonomy places the organism in Eukaryota, Fungi, Ascomycota, Dothideomycetes, Pleosporales, Pleosporaceae. Bases 1 to 696 code for a protein of 231 amino acids.